GAUCAACAUGUUCUCGAGUGGGAAGAUCGCGACGGCGAUCGUGCUCUGUACAACGGUGCUGAUCUAUCAUGCACAAAGCCAAUCUUGCCCGGAGAAGAAUGGCCGCUUUCCCGUCUCGGAUCAGUGUGACGCAUACAUCGAGUGUGUGGAUGGAGAACCGAAUCGACAACUCUGCCCGGACGGUCUGCUGUUCAACGACAAGGCAUCGGUCUUCGCCUACCCGUGCCAGUACCCGAUCGACGUAGACUGCGGUAGCCGCACGCGCACCCAACCGGCCAUUCCGACGGAGGACUGCCCGCACCAGUUCGGCUACUACAAGGUCGGCGAUCGGGCCAACUGCGGACAGUUUAAGAACUGUGCCGGUGGGACGGCGUAUGUGCUCGAUUGCCCGAUCGGGUUGGCCUUCAACUCGGCCACCUAUCAGUGCGACUGGGCCGACCUGGUGGAGGACUGCGAUGCCGAGGCGUUCCUCGGAUUCCGAUGCCCCCCGCAGGCGCAAGGACUUGUCCAGCCGGUGCGCUUCUUCCGUGCGCCGGACGAUUGCCGGAAGUUCUUCCUGUGCGUGGACGAUAGGCCGAGGCUGAACUUCUGCGGCCCGGAUCAGGCGUUCAACGAACUCAUUAACGCGUGCGAUGGAGUUGCCAACGUGACCGGGUGUGCUUAGGGCAAACUUCUCCGGCGGAUGUGUUUAAUCUAAAAGUUCACUAAUACUCGAUUCUAUACGUGCUAUCCCUUCUAUUUUUAGUAAUGUGUAACGCGUGUGAAUAAAAAAA
Molecule: messenger RNA, 773 nt
Organism: Anopheles coustani
Lineage: Eukaryota; Metazoa; Arthropoda; Insecta; Diptera; Culicidae
Product: protein obstructor-E
Exons: 3
Coding region: 8-664 (218 amino acids)
Cellular component (GO): extracellular region
Molecular function (GO): chitin binding
Source: RefSeq, a predicted model, not a curated record